CUUUGUUUUAAAUUCGUGUGUUUGCCGGUACCUAUCUCGAGAUUUCUUCGAAUGAAUUCCACCGAUUGAAUUACAUCUUUCGAUGCAUACUCACGAUGCUUUUUUUUCGUGCCUGUGUAACCGUUGCAAGGCUUAGCUAUCAGUGCUAUGAACAUUUUAGCAGUGUCCUAUGUCGCGCGAGAUAUGUACAUAUAAAUGUCAGAGACUUGAUUUAUUUACGAAAAGGUCAAAGUAGCGUUACUGCAUUGUUUACCAUCUACACCGACAACUACCGAUUCAGCGACUCAGUUUUACUUUACUAUAUACAAAUAAUUACGUACUUGCACUGGCUGCGAAUGGAAUUUUAUGAUAGUUUUUAUUGUCAAGUUCAUUCAUUUGCAAAAUGUGACUUACUACACGGGUUUCAGCAACUUUGACAGCCAACUGUCUAUUUAUUUAGGUUCAUAAGGCAUACACUUUCAGAUUUUCAAAAUAUUAUGUCAAGAAAGUCUCACGAAAAAAGAUUUUAAUCAAAGAACGAUUUUCAACAUGCCUUGUUGGUUUUAUGACAAAAAAGCACUUUUUAGCACACCAUCAAUUCAGGAUGGGAUAGAUCAUAACACUGAAUGUCAAUACCGUAAGGAAGGGGCUCAAUUAAUUAUUCAAAUUGGUUCACAAAUGGAACUGGGUUAUAAUACUCUUGCUACUGGUAUAGUUUAUUUUCAUCGCUUUUACAUGUUCCAUUCUUUCAAAACAUUUUCUCCUUAUAUAACUGCAUGUUGCUGUUUAUUUUUGGCUGGAAAAGCUGAAGAAACACCAAAAAAAAGUAAAGAUAUUAUAAAAAUUGCAAAAUCUUUUCUCAGUGAAGAUAAGCUAUUAUUGCUUGGAGAAGAUCCAAGAGAAGAAGUGAUGACAAUGGAAAAAAUUUUAUUGCAAACAAUGAAAUUUGAUUUAAAAGUACGUCACCCCUAUUGCUUCUUAUUGAAAUAUGCCAAAUGUCUCAAAGGUGAUAAGUAUAAAAAACAAAAAAUGGUACAAAUGGCUUGGACUUUCAUAAAUGACAGCUUAUGUACUACUCUCUCAAUUCAGUGGGAGCCUGAAGUUAUUGCAAUAGCUGUGAUCUAUUUAGCUGCUAAGCUUGUCAAGUUCAAAGUUAAUGGUUGGAUACACAGAAAACCAAGUCAAACACAUUGGUGGGAAAUAUUUGUCGAAGAUCUAACUGUCCAAGUUGUAGAAGAUAUCUGUCAUCAAGUUUUAGAUCUAUACUCACCAAUGAGUCGAUAUCAGGUGAUUAAAUCAUCUAAAUCUAAUAAAAUUGAUCCUGAGAAUAACAUAAAUAGACAAUCAGAUUUUUCUGCAAUAAACACAGUUAAUGGAACUGCUGUGAGAGAUCCAAGACUUGAAAACAGUAUUAGUACUGUUGUUACUAACUCUGUUAGUUCUUUGAAAGAUCCAAGACUCGAAAGUGGAUCUGUUUUUAUCAAAAGUCACUCUGAUAAGAAUAAUUCAAACACACCGUAUAUCGUGCUAACACAGUCUCCUGCAACACCAACUGUCCCACAACCUACGAAUCAAUCCCUACAUGAUAAUAUGCAUCAUGUUACAAACUCAAAUACGAUAUCAGUAACUGAAAGUGAACUGCAAGAAAAUUCCGGACUUCAAAUAUUUAUUGGCAAUUGCAGUACUUCAAUAGUGUCUUCACCAAUGAAUCCUUUGGUAAAUGGUGGAUUACCAAUGCUUAUAAAAGAUUUCAAUGCCAUGGAUACUUUAGAAAAUGGUGGGCUACCAAUGCUCAAAAAAGGAUUCGACACCGUGGAUCAUUCUCAAUCAACUGAAAAUCGAAACUUCGAUUUUAACAGCAACAGAAAUACUGACAAUCGAAUAAUAAGGCGCAGAGGUUUUGGACGUGUAACCAAUAACAGCAGAGAUUAUAAUGAAAAUCGGCCAAUGAGAAAUCGAGGAUUCAGAAAUUAUGGCAGGAACAAUCAUGUUGGAUUUAGUCAUAAUCGCUUCAGGAGACGAAACUUCGAUAAUAAUUAUGGUGAUGCUAUUGAUUACAUUGAAAAUCGAUUCAUGAAAACUCGAGGUUUUGGAAAUACAAGUAAUAAUAAAGAUGAUGAUGAAAAUAAUCCAGUGGGCACUCAAGGAUUCGAAAAUACAAAUUAUAAUAAAAAUGAAAAGAAGCCGAUAGGAAACCGAGGUUUUGGAAGCAAUAACAAUAGUAAUGGGUAUAAUGAGAACAAACUAUUAAUAAAUCGAGGCUUUGGGAAUGCAGGUAAAUAUAACAGUAAUUGCAAUUAUAACGAUUCGAAACCGAGGAUGAGAUUUAAUCGAAGAAAUUAUUUUCAACGAUCUGAGCCUUUUCCUAGAAAAUUCAAUAACAAUUAUGAAAUUGAUAAAUAUUCUCAUAAAGAUGAAAAUCAGAACGCUUUAAACGGCUCUAUGGGGGAUGAGCCUGAUAAAACAGUAAACAAACAGAACUUUUACCAUCUUAUCAAUGGAAAUUAUAAAAACGAAGAAGAAAAAUCUUGGGAUUAAGGUUAACGAUAAAAGAGAUGGAAAAUUACGUAUAUAUAUAUGUGUGUGUACGUCCAAGACAUUUUUAAAAUUGAUUUCAAUUCACUUUGAUUGCCUGUAAGUGAUGAGUAAAUUUUUAAAUGGAUUUUUGAAUAGCAUAUUUGCGUAUACGUCAUUUUUCGUCUUCGUUUCUAAACACAACGUGAAACAUUGCGUUAUCUAUCGUACACUUUAUUUUAUUUAUUUUGAUGAUUUCGAUGGAUCAAUUUGACUGAUAAGAUAGAACUGAUAUUUUUCUGACCAUUUACGAAACUUGUUGAUUAUUUUUGUAAAGUAUUUUCUUAAACCAUUUUCUUAAGUUUACUUGCAUUGUGAAAAUAAUAAUUUUUGUUAAUGAAUGUUGAACUGUAUGAAAAUGCA
This is a messenger RNA of Phymastichus coffea, 2916 nucleotides long. RefSeq lists its product as uncharacterized. The coding region runs from base 529 to 2517 and encodes 662 amino acids. NCBI's taxonomy places the organism in Eukaryota, Metazoa, Arthropoda, Insecta, Hymenoptera, Eulophidae. Gene Ontology annotation, molecular function: cyclin-dependent protein serine/threonine kinase activator activity. Gene Ontology annotation, biological process: positive regulation of DNA-templated transcription, elongation; regulation of transcription by RNA polymerase II. Gene Ontology annotation, cellular component: nucleus; cyclin/CDK positive transcription elongation factor complex. The record is from RefSeq and is a predicted model, not a curated record. The transcript is spliced from 7 exons.